UAAUAAUAAUAACAAAAAUGGAAAGUCGUGAAUAAGAUAUCCCACCAGAAGAAACUCUAAAAGAUGAUGCAAAGGUAAAAUUGGAAGGAAAAUUAAAUGAAAUAGAAGAAGCAGGAGAGAAAGGAAUAGAAGAAAUUGAAAAAUAUUACAAAAUAACAGGUUCACCAAUAAACAAUGCGAUAAUUGUUUAGAUUAUGAUUUGUGCACUUGCUUCAGGAUGCACAGCUCUUAUAAAUUCUAUAGGUCCAGUUCGAUGGUUGAUCAGUUUAAUACCAAUGUUUAACCUUUUAAAUUUCAUAAUUUACGCUAUUUUUUUGGCAUUUUUAUAGUUUGGCAGUCCAUUUUUUAAAAAAGUAAAUAUAUUUAAUAACUAUAAAUAUAGAAACCAUGGAACUUCAUGUUUUUUAGUAUUCACUUUAUUGGAAAGUUUUCAUUUAUGGUAUUUUAUGGAGUUAAUUAUCCAUUACAUAAAUUUGAAGUAUUUUAUUUUCUAUGUGUAUUUGGUUAUUUAUAUGUAUUGGCAUUGGUUAGAAAUAGAGAUGCUGGAUUGAAAGAUAUAGAUUUUUCAAUUAAAGGAAACUUUUUCUAAUUAGCUGGACUUGGAAUAUUUUUGGGUUUCUUUUUGGUAUUUAUAAUUAUAUGACAGUUAGGCAAUUCUUACUUCAGCAGGAUUUUGGCCUAUGAUUUGGUAACCAAUUGUUGGAGUUCUAUAUUUCUUAUACCUUUUGCUUGAAGUUGAGAGAUUUGAUGAAAGUUUAGAAUAUUUAAGAGAAGGAAAAAAUACAUUAUUUUUGGGAGCAGCAUAAAUUGAUGCAGAUUUAUUAUGGUUCUGUCCUUUAGCUCUAUUUCAUAUGAAAUCUAAAGGUGAUAAUUUAGCAAGAAGAGCAGAAGAAUAAGCUUAAAAAUAUUAAGAAGAAACAAAAAAAUUGAUUAAUUCUGAAUAGAAUGCAUGAAUUUAUUAAAAAAUAAAUAAAC
Molecule: messenger RNA, 975 nt
Organism: Paramecium sonneborni
Lineage: Eukaryota; Ciliophora; Oligohymenophorea; Peniculida; Parameciidae
Source: the annotation of a GenBank genome assembly